Paramormyrops kingsleyae is the source of this 6023-nucleotide messenger RNA. It is a transcript of the gene arid4a, whose product is annotated as AT-rich interactive domain 4A. Gene Ontology annotation, biological process: regulation of transcription by RNA polymerase II. Gene Ontology annotation, molecular function: transcription cis-regulatory region binding. Gene Ontology annotation, cellular component: nucleus. The record is from RefSeq and is a predicted model, not a curated record. NCBI's taxonomy places the organism in Eukaryota, Metazoa, Chordata, Actinopteri, Osteoglossiformes, Mormyridae.
UGGGUGAGGAAUUGAAUGGCAGGGGCCAGUCGGCUUGUUUUUGCGGCGAAAUGCGCCUUUUGUAGAUCACUUUAAUAAAUAAUGAAUUCGCGCCAGUUACUUUACGUUUUUUUUCAGCAGUCAUAAACCAUUCGACCUGGAAUCCCUCAAAUAGCCUCCACGAUGAAGGCAGCGGAUGAGCCUGCCUAUUUGACAGUGGGGACGGACGUGAGCGCUAAGUACCGGGGUGCCUUCUGUGAGGCAAAAAUCAAGAAUGUGAAGAGGAUGGUCAAAGUGAAGGUGGUGCUUAAGGGAGACAGCACCUCGCACAUCGUCCAGGACGAUCAGGUUAAAGGACCCCUCAGGGUCGGCUCCACGGUGGAGGUGAAGAACCCAGAAGGUGGGCUUAGUGAGGGGGUCAUUAGCAAGCUCACGGACGCCAGCUGGUACACUGUGGUGUUCGAUGAUGGCGACGAGAAGACGCUGCGGCGGACGUCGCUGUGCCUGAAGGGCGAGAGGCAUUUUGCUGAGAGCGAGACUUUGGACCAGCUCCCCCUCACCAACCCAGAGCACUUUGGCACUCCUGUUAUUGGGAAGAAGACAAACCGUGGGAGGAGGUCCUCGCUGCCCAUCGCCGAGGAUGAGAGGGAGUCUUCAUCCAGCGAAGAGGAGGAUGAGGACAGGCGGCGGCUAAACGACGACCUGCUGGGGAAGGUGGCCUGCGUGCAGGCGGGUGCGGAGCGGGCCAUGUGGUACCUCGGCCUGGUGAUAUCACCCAGCUGCAAUGAUGACCUGACAGUCAGAAAGGACCAAUGUUUGGUGCGCUCCUUUGCAGACUCUAAAUUCUACACAGUAGCAAGAAAAGAAAUCCGCGUACUGACCACAGACAACAUCUCCAAGUUGGAGUUCUCUAGCAAAAAAGGAUUUGACGAAGCUGCGCUUUUCCUGAAAGCCAAGACCAUACCUGCGAGCUGGAAGAUGGACAUGAGUGAGAUUUUGGAGUCGUCCAGUAGCGACGACGAGGAUGGGGAGGAAAAGGACAGUGACGAAGAUGAAAAAGUGGAGGAAGAAGAGCCGGAAGAGGAACCAGACCCUGAGGAGCGGGACCACUUCCUGCAGCAGCUUUACAAGUUCAUGGAGGACAGAGGGACACCAAUUAACAAGCCCCCCGUUCUGGGUUACAAGGAUCUGAACCUUUUCAAGCUCUUCAGGCUGGUUUACCACCAAGGCGGCUGUGACAGCAUCGAAAGUGGUGCUGUGUGGAAGCAGAUCUACAUGGACCUCGGGAUCCCUGUCCUCAACUCCGCUGCCUCUUACAAUGUGAAGACGGCUUACAGGAAGUACCUGUAUGGCUUUGAGGAGUACUGCCGCUCUGCCUGCAUCCAGUUCCGGACUAUCCACCACAACGACCCCCGCCCCCCUGCCCCGGUGGAGAACAAGGUGGAGACCAUGGUGGAGACCAAGGUGGAGACCAUGAUGGAGAACAAGGUGGAGACCAUGAUGGAGAACAAGGUGGAGACCAUGGUGGAGAACAAGGUGGAGACCAUGGGGGAGACCAUGGGGGAGACCAUGGGGGAGACCAUGGGGGAGAACAAGGUGGAGAACAAGGUGGAGACCAUGGUGGAGAACAAGGUGGAGAACAAGGUGGAGACCAUGGUGGAGAACAAGGUGGAGACCAUGGUGGAGCCGGGUGAUAGCGACGGGGUGCCAGGGGUGGGGAAUGUGCCGGAGAGGGAUGCCGAGCCGGAGCCAAGGGAGGAGAAGCCCCUGCUGGUUGAGGAGUCGUCGGGCAGUGAGAGCGACAAGGAAGAAGCCAAGGAGGGACGCUCCCACCGGGGGAGGCGAAAGACUGCCUCGGUGACCCCAGUCAAGCCAGAGGACAAGGAGCCCGUCGAAGAGGAGAAGGUUGAGGAAGACGAGGAGCAGCCCGAAGAGCUGGGGGACUUUGGGGAGCCGCCGGACGGGGCAGCCGACGACACCCCUUCCAGGGGGGCGAAGCCCGAGAGGCGGAGCCGGCGGCUGGAGGAGUCAGACAAGGAGUCGGACGAGGAGGAGCAGGAGGACGAGGAUGAUGAUGCUGAUCGGCUGCGUCCCAGGGAGAGGGACGAGAGGGAGGUCGAUGAAGAUGGUGAUGAAGAUCCGGAGCACUCGCUCACCGGGACCAAGGUCAGGGUCAAAUACGGCCGGGGCAAGACGCAGAAGAUCUAUGAGGCCAACAUCAAGAACACGGAGAUGGACGACGGGGAGGUGCUGUACCUGGUGCAUUACUACGGCUGGAAUGUCAGGUAUGAUGAGUGGGUCAAAGCUGACCGCAUAAUCUGGCCUGUGGACAAAGCAGGGAACAAAAGGAGGCAGAAGAGGAAGGUGAAGAGCAAGGAGGACGCAGAAAAGGGGGAGGAGGAGAGGCUACCCAAACCGGGGGCCAAGCGAGGGCGCCCUCCACUCCGGUCCACACCCCCCAGCGUGCCGCGCAGUGCUGGCAGCGGCAUCACCAAAGCCCCCGGCAGCGAUGGCCGCCCCUGUGGGAAAGCCCCCCGCCAGGACGGCAUCCCCAAUGGCGAAGGAACCCCGCGCCGAAGGACUCGCCGAACAUCUGGCAUGUACGACUCCGACAGAGGAUCUAUUGAGGAGUCGGGGAACUCGUCAGAUGACACAGACUCUGAGAGCUCCCCCGAGAAGAAGCUCACACGGCAGGGGAGCACUGACCCGCCCAUGACCCCCCAGGACGACCAAUACGAGGAUCCCAAAGCACAGCCAUGCCUACCCAUUGACUUCCUGCCUGAGCCGGAGCUCUCCGACGGCCCUCAGGGGCCCCAGAUAGAGAGGACCAGCCUCCAGGAAGAGGCCCCUGUUACCAAGGAGCCAGAGGAGCAGGAAGACGAGGUGUCCUCACUCCCAGAUCUGGAGAAAGCCUUAGAAUCGCAGGAAGAGGAACGGUUUCCACACACCAAGGGCAGGAGGGGACGCUGUAAGGAGCAGGAGAAGGAAGUGUCCCCUGUGAAGCAGGCCAUCUGUACCAGCCACCCAGAGGGUGAGGCUGUGGCCCUGCUGAGCCUGAGUAAGGCUGAGGUGGCCCCCGAGGGCCCACACUGCCCACGGCCCUUACCCCUCCCCCCGCUGGGGCCCACUGACUCGGACACAGACUCGGCCACCGAGGAGAUCUGCACUGAGGACCGGAGGCCCAUCAAGCGCAAAUCCCCCGAGCAGCGGACGCCUGAGAAGAAGGUGCGGGUGGAGAGGAGGGAGGAGGUCGAGCCAGACAGGAGGCUGGAGACGCCGCCAAGGGCCGAGGAACGCCUGGCAGCGGCAGCCGGCGGGGAGCUGGAGGUCCGGCCCGGGAUGCCCACCCUCAGCAUGGAGGCAGGGCGGGAGGAGCUGUUGCGGCCAUGCCCAUUGGCCGAGGCGGUUCUGGGCGUCCAGUCUGAACUCAUAUCUCAGAUAGGCCCCGAGUCCCUGGUUUGCCAUGAGGUGGACCUGGAUGACCCCGACGAGCGGGAGAAGCCUUCCGGAGAGGAGCUGCUGCUGGCGGUGCGGGUCGAGGAGAAGCCCCGGGCCCCCACUGCCGCCAUGCUCCAUGCCCUCCCGGGGACCUCGGCACCACCCCCCCUGGCCCCGUCCCCCAGCACCACGCCUAGCCCCAGCGAGUCACACAGCACUAAGAGUGAGAGCGACGUCACCAUUGAGGUGGAGAGCGUGGCGGGCGAGUCGCAGGAGGGCCUGUGUGAGAGCGAGGCAGCCAACGGCUUCGAGGGCUCAGGCAGCUCCAGCGCGUCGCUGCAAGACCGGGGCCAUAAGAGGUCCUUGGAUGGAAGCGGCAGCUCGUCAGCAAAGAAGCAGAAGCGUGGCCAGAAGCGCUCAAGCGGUGCAGGGGCCGCUGGCAAGGGAGAGAAGAAUGGUGCUGGGCACAGCAGCGACAGUGAGGACCUCCCUGUCACAGACACGUCCGGCAAGCUGACUCCCGUUAAGGCCCCCGGUGUGCACAGGGCCCCGAAGCUGCCCCGCUCCCCGGGGACUGUGACCCCUGGUGCCCCCAAUGGCAAAGAAGGGGAGAAGGACAAGCAGAGGGACAAGUCGGCUUUCUCCUCUGCGCGCACAUACAAGUGGACGUUCCAGCUCGCCGAACUGGACAACAUGACGAGUACAGAGCGCAUCACCUUCCUGCAGGACAAGCUGCAGGAAAUCAGGAAGUACUACAUGUCGCUGAAAUCUGAAGUGGCUUCCAUUGACAGGAGGAGGAAGAGGUUAAAGAAGAAGGAGAGAGAAGUGUCCCACACGACGGCCUCCACGUCCUCGGGCUCCUCCGACACGGGCAUGAGCCCAUCCUCCACCUCGCCCAGCCAGACCACGGUAGCGGUGGAGUGCAGGUGAUGGCCCCCCCUCUGCUGCCUUCUCGGAGACGCGCACUGAGACUGACGAGUCAGAGCGAGCAGCCAAAAGCACUCGACCGUCCCCCUCCCGGCCCUGCCCGUGUGACCACUCCCACUUCCUGCACUUUGUGACCCGGCCCCGCCUCUUCCCCCAGCACCCAAUCACGUCAGGAAAUGGAUUCUGUGAAUUGAAUGUAAGAAUGAGUCGGAGAUCGGUUCUCAAGCCCUCCUUUCUGAGCGUCAUCCUUUUACAGUUCAAGGCACUUUUCUCCCCUCUCCUCCCCGACGAAAGCAUACGCAAACCUCUCCCGCCGGUUCCGGCCAUGGGGCCGCUCUGGAUGCAGUAUCGUUCGAGUUCUGUUGCUCAGAAUGAGGCGAGUAGCCAGGCAACGUAAUAUGGAUGUGUCCUUCUAUUCGGUAAUGGUCACUGUUAACCAGCUGGUCAUGGUUUGUAAAAAAAAAAGGUCAAUUCUGCUCGUUUGCUCAAUCAGAACUGCCAAAGUACAUGUGUUACAGCAGAGUGCCCUAUUUUGAAAAAGUGGGACAAAUUCAGUUGCGAAGGGGAGUGUAGUUCACUGAAAACUGCAGCUCUGUCGUCUUCCUCUGGUCUUAUUUGAGCACAGAUAAUUAUGCAAAACUUGUUUGGGUUCCCCCAUUGCCCCCGUGCCCCCCCUUGUCUUUUAAAAAGAAAACAAAUGUUUACAGUGGAAUAGAGGCAAAAAUGUUUUCAGUGGACUAACUUCCUCCGCAAGUGUAUUUUGUCGUUUUAUAUGUAAUUGCAGAGUUUUUAUUUUAUUAUGGGAAAUUUAAAAAAAGUAUAUAUCACAGCCAUGAAGUUAUUUAAUGAAAGAUUUCUAGAGCUGAAAUUUUGUGUAAAAUAAAGGUAUUAUCUUGCAACUUGUUAAAUAUAUUUAUUCACAGUGAACAUAACAUUUUUAUGUAUUUUUUACAAGAAUAAAUCAAUUGGAAGCUUCCACAUUUGGUUAGGAUGGUGGGGAAAAUGAGAUGAGAAUGUCGUAAGCUAACUGAAAGGCAAACUCUGACAACUUGUACAUUGACUUUUUCCCCAACCUUUGGGCCCAAAUUUAUUUUUUUUCUUUUAAGACACCAGAAGUCGGUGGCUUUUACUUUUCUCGGCUUGUAUUCAGAUUGCCUGGUACUAUUUGUUUUAAUUUAAGUGUAUAUUAUUAUUUGCAUUCUGACCAUUUGAAUAAUAAUAAAAAGUAUUGCUAAGAGAACGUCUGUCCUGCCCAGGGGUCUCUCUCUUUUGUAUAUAGAUCUUCCUAAACCAUGUAUUUGAAAAUACAUUUUACACAACCUGUAAAAAAAAAUAUUUUAUGUUUUUUUUUUUUUUUUUAAUCCAUCUUUGUAUUUUUUUUUCUCCCCUGAUGUUAAGUCAGUAGACUUUAGUGCACCAUCUGUAGACUGUAUAUGAUGAACUUGGCUUCCAGUGACUGCUGGAGCCAGACUGUAGUGUGGAGUAGGACUUCAGUACAUUGUACAUUUCUGCUUUAUAAACAUUUUAUUUCAUCAACAUUGUCAAGACUUACUUUUAAAGUUUAUCUACAGAUUCCUGGAUGAAGGAAAAACGGUAUUAGAUUUCCUAAAGCAAAGCCAUUGUAUCUUUAUGUAAAUUAAGCAGAGCUCCCCUCAUUUCUAAUAAAGUUUUCAAAUAUA